AUGCUAGCGCCGUGGUGGACGGCGCUGCUCAUCGCCCUGCCCUCGCUGGCAGUGGCCGACUACUGUAGUAGCUAUGCGGAAUGUGUGGCAGUUUCCCGGUUAGAGGAACGAUUAUGUUUGGGAAACUCACAAAAAAGACCAUACUGGCUGCCCGAAUCCACCGACCCCCAUAAUUGCCACGAGCAGCUGAAGGGAGAUUAUCAGAGGCUUGAACGCCUCGAAAUCGAGCUCGACACGGCCUUCGUCAACUGCAUGGCCGGUCAGAAUUCGACACAGGAAUCGCCCUCCGAAUGCCCACGCCACGAGCGUCAAUCGCCAAAGUUUGCCGCCGGGCGUACGAUCGACUACGUACCGACGUGGUGCUUCACCGGGGUGGACAGGAGAAUCGCUCGACAGUGUGGACCGCUAAAGGGAUGCUGCGAGGCUGUUAAUGAGUGCGAAGCUCUACUCACCAAUUCCCCCGAAUUCGACCGCAUCAAGGCGGCCGCUUUCGAGAUGAGAAACAGGGCAGAGCACUGCGAGCGCGGCAAUCAACUUCCCGGUCUGCCCGACUUCCGCUCUACCGUCCAUUCGAAGAACGGCCUGCAGGAUCCAUUUGAGAGGAAACCGAUUCUAACACCGUCGGGGACGAUUACGAUUACGGUAACCCAAUCCACGGCCAGCCCGCCGACGACUUCAGUAAGUACAGAGGAGGGUCAUGAGGCGACUACCGUAACCUCAAAGCCCCUGAAGGUUGAGGGAAGCGCAUCAACAACACCAGCUUCGACUUAUAACUCGGCGAAUUCGCAAAUUUUCGACCGUCUCGACAAGCACGAGAAGCAGGUGAAGGAGCUGCUAGAGAAAGAGGGAGUCGACGGAGGAGAAGGACUGCUCACAAAUCAGAAGGGGGAGGCUGUAGAGCAACCGAGGUUGACGUUCCCGCCAGGCACGAUCGGCCAGGGCGCAGCCACUGAAGUCCAGGUGCCGGCAAGUGGAAAUAAGCUCGAGGAGACCGAAGCCGAUUUUGGACUUUCGAUCGAGAGGGAGGAUCAG
Mesorhabditis spiculigera is the source of this 1032-nucleotide messenger RNA. Lineage: Eukaryota; Metazoa; Nematoda; Chromadorea; Rhabditida; Rhabditidae. The record is from the annotation of a GenBank genome assembly.